GAAAAAGAGAGAGGGAGGGAUCUGAGCAGGUCCCGGAGCAGUCAGAGAACUCACACUGAGAAAAACCUGCAGUCAUCUCUGCUGCUGGGACGUUUAUGGGACACUGCGAAGAAGGCGGGAUAUACAGGAGGGAGAGGAAAUCACCGUGGCUGAUAAGUAGGGUCCAGUUAGUCUCCAUCUCUCUCCGACAGUUCUCUCGUUCAGCAUGGAGCCCAACAGCCCCAAGAAGAUUCAGUUUUCCGUUCCACUUUUCCAGAGCCAGUUGGAUCCCCAGGCGGCCGAGCACAUUCGCAAGCGCAGACCGACUCCAGCCACUCUGGUCAUUUACAAUGAGCCCAGUGCUUCAGGAGAUGACAAGCAGUCUACAGGCCAUCAAACAGAGGCCCAGAACGCGCAGCUUUCUCCAGCCCAGAGGAAACAGAGCGUCUACACACCGCCCACCAUGAGAGGUAAAGAGCACUACAGCGACAGCCAACAGGAGGACAGAGAGAGUCAUCAACCCCCCAGACUCUCUCAGAAACACCUGGACACACUGUCAGAAGAACCUGGAGAUCUUUCACCCCGACGCAAAGACACACCGUACCUGCACCAGCAUCCAUUCAUCCCCGGCGUAAAGGUGCUGAAAAAACAGACUGACCCUUCUUCACUUCUCCAGGAAGAAGAGGAGAGCAGCGGUGAACGGAAAAACAGCCAGACAGAGUAACACGGCAGACAUCAAGAGAAUUCAAUCAUGAUUUGUAGUUUAACUUUGUUCCUUUUUUUAGCUUUGUUUUUCAGUAUUAAAUAUGUACUAAUGUGCACAACAAAUACAAAUGUGCAUUUUUAUUCCACUGUGGGGUCCAAAACAAACUUUAUAUACACACAAUACAGAUAUUACAUACUAAGUGAAGUUUAUUUAUAAACUAAUUUCGAGAGGAUCAUGUGCUUAUGAUUGCUUACAGCUGGUCUCGCAUUAUUCAAUUUAUGAUUCACCAAUCAGAUGAUUCCUAAGCCUCUAUAAAUAGUUCCAUAUAACAGCCAUCUUCGUUUUGAUGAGUCCCCCCUUCCACCCCUACUCCUCCUCCUUUCCUAGAUAGGUGGCACAGUGGCCUAGUGGUUAGCACUGUUGCCUCACAGCAAGAACAUCACUGGUUCUGGUCAUUACCAAGCCAGCCGACGUUUCUGUGCGGAGUUUACACGUUCUGCCCGUACUCACGUGGGUUUCCCCUGGUUUCCCCGGUUACCUCCCACCAUCCAAAAACAUGCAACUUAUGUUAAUUGGCUAAUCCAAAUCGUCACCAUAGACAUGCUCCAGUAAGUAUUUAUUUCUUAAGAGCCAUCACUAUCUGUUCAUUAGCUACUACAGCAGGGGAGUUCUCGAGAUCUAUCUGAGCUCAAACUCCCCUCUCGCCUUGCAAACAGGAGGGAGCCCCGAGCUCGAGGAUCUUAUGAGCUCAGGGCUUUCUCCCGGGACAGCAUGCCAAACAAGCUUUAUAAUCAAUCAUCAGCUAAGUGUGAACUCUUGAAAAAGUAAUAAUAAUAAAAAAUGCACAUUUUUACCAGUCGUUUGGCAUUUUUGCUAGUUAUUUUAGACCCCACUGCGCAUUAUUUAGUAUUAUUUUAUUUCAUAAUGUUAAGUUUGUUAAUGUUAAGUUUAUUUUGUUGUAAUUUGAAACAAAAAAACUGAUUAGGAUUUAUCGAUAUAUUGGGAGGAUUGUGAAACCAAUCACGUCAUUAUUAUUAUCAUCGGUGACUUCCUCGUAUUGAAAGAGCUUGAGGUUCACAUGACACUCUCUGACAGAAGCUAUAUUUUUGUAGGUUUGUGGCUGUUUUGUAUGCAGACGUGACUCUGAAGUCCCACACGGCUGUUGUGCAGCCCACCUGCUUGCAUAUAUGUGGGCAUCAUACAUGGACUUAAGGCUUCAGACAUGCCAUUAAAGUUUUGUAACACAUUUUCCCCCCAAAAUAUCUCAUUUAAUAAUGACGAUAUCUAAUUUUCUCAGAUUUAUUCAUCAGGUGUUGUUUUUUUUUUAUAUUAAGUGAUUUGUGUGUGUGUUUGUUUACUGUAAAUGAGCUUUAAAAGAUUAACAGGACCCUAUGAUUUUAUUUGGAUCUGUAGUAAAUGUGUUGAACAAGUAUUUCCAACAAAUAUACUGUAUGACUCAUUUUGUCUCUCUUUUUUUU
Molecule: messenger RNA, 2163 nt
Organism: Danio aesculapii
Lineage: Eukaryota; Metazoa; Chordata; Actinopteri; Cypriniformes; Danionidae
Gene: ppp1r1c
Product: protein phosphatase 1, regulatory (inhibitor) subunit 1C
Exons: 7
Coding region: 206-703 (165 amino acids)
Biological process (GO): intracellular signal transduction
Cellular component (GO): cytoplasm
Molecular function (GO): protein phosphatase inhibitor activity
Source: RefSeq, a predicted model, not a curated record